GUGAACUCAGCAACGAUGCGAUGAUACCUAGGCUACUCGUGAUCUUAUACCAUGAACAAACGUCCCUAUUCAGGGUCAUUAUCCCACAGUGACUCUCAGACUCCCGAGCUCCCCGAUCACCUGCCUAAUGGCAGCCCGGACCAGAACAGAGGCUCGGGCUCGGUUAAGAAACCCCGGAAUUUCAUAGCCACAGUGGCUUGUGAGAACUGCAGAUUGAAAAAGACCCGAUGUGACGAAUCACGGCCGAAAUGUGGACUAUGCAAGUCCCUCGGUUUGGAAUGUGUCUACAAUGAGCGCAAGACCUCCAAGCGUGACCAUUCUCUGAGCCUUAUCAUGAGCACUCUUCACCGACUCGAGACCAAACUCGAAAGUGUUCCCAAUGCCAUUUCCGGUGAUAUCCAUUCUCUCCGGAAUGAGAUGAUUCAUGCAUUGGAUGCUUCCCCAAGCGUUUCACCUCUAACGCGGCGUAAUCUCAGCUUUGCUGAGCCGGUUGGCUUAGAAAGAUCCCAAUUGCAAGGUCUUACCCCAAGGACAGUGGAGCUCAACAAUGAUCUAGAACAUGAUAGUCAUAGCUAUCUCCCCUCCGGCGCAGGGGAUUCUAGUGGCCUGGUGUCUAUCUCUUUCAGUCAACAUGGAGUGAUCUCUUGGCUUGGGGCACAGAAUAUCCUUCCCAGGAGGCUUCUCGAGGCCUACGAGAAACUCGGAAAGAACUACGUGAUUGACAUCGAGAUGAAAAGGCCCAUUCUGCCGAUGUACAUUUGCCCUUUCCCUCCACACGCCGGUAGCAACUGGCUGGAAACACUCCCACUGGCGAUGAUCAAGGGACUUUCGGACGCUUUCUUCACCACAUUUAACCUAUAUACACCGAUCAUCGAUAAGAACUUUUACUUUGCAUCAACGCUUGGGGCCGCGAUUGAAAGCAGUUUCGGGUACACAAUCGAGAGCUGCGUCGCCCUGAAUGUUAUGGCUCUAGGCUGUAUUGCUAUCCAUGCUUAUCAAGAGGGAAACUAUCCUUUGCCAGGGAGCAGAAGCAGUCGGUUCGAACCGCCUGAGUGGAUGGGUGUUGUCUAUGAAGAGCCCCCAGGCUUACGCUUCUUCAAUGAAGCCCGCCAACGCAUGGGCUUCUUGAUGUGUGGCAAUGACCUUCAAAGUUGCCAAUUUUACCUCCUCUCAUUUGUCUACUACAGCCAGAUUCUUCGGCCCUUAGACUCAUGGGCUAUGAUCCAUCGUGCUGCUACCUGUUGUCUAUCUAUGCUUACUAACCGUGACGUUCAUUUCGACGAGUGGGAGGGCGAUAUGAAAUCCAGGGUGUACUGGAAUUGUCUGAUGAAUGAGACAAUUCUAAUCCAAGAGCUGCAUGUUCCACCGAGUGGUCUCGCACGCCUGGAAGAACUUGUCCCAAUCCCCAAAUUUAUCAGUUUCGAAAGCGUCGGCUUCGGUGCAUCUCGAUCCAUGUCAUUGGACGAGAUAGAUGAUUCCUUUUUCCAAUACCAUUUUCUGGCGCAGGUCGCCCAUCGUAUAAUACUAACUCGCAUCCGAAAUUCAUUGUAUUUCUAUUCCGACUCAGGAACAUUUCCACGCCCAGCCAUUAACACAGAGCUGCAUCACCAGCUAGAUCAAUGGCGUGUCAAUUUGCCUGUUGCUUUGAAGUUCUCGGAUAAUUCCUUAAACCCUUCUAUGGACAAUGACACUGCUGCCUCUCCAGCGACAGAAUCCCACUUGCCUUUUGACCCGACACGUCAUGCCCUGUCUCCUGCAACCGCCGUCUCCGAAGCCAUGCUCCGUGGUCGCUACAUGAUUGCCAAGUUCCACAUCGGCCGACCUUACCUUUACAAAGCCCUCCAUAUACCCGGGUCCUUAACCGACCAUGACCUUGAACAGAUUCGCAGCGGACUGCUUAACGCAAUGAACUGGCCCGUCGUUGGCGGUAUCUUCCGACGAAUGAAGAGCUGCAUCCCGAUCAGGUUCGCCUUCUGCUCCCAAUUCUUUGGCCAAAUUCUUCUUUUCUACUGUAUAUCUCACUCGCCGGAUUCCCGGUUACGUGACACGUUACCACCAGGCUGGGAGCAAUGGAAUCAAGAGAUGCUGCGGUUCCUGGAGACCUGCGCACCUCAUAGUCCCGCUGUAGCCAAGGACUUGGAACUUCUGCGAUUGUUGUAAAAUAAUGUGUCUAUGGACUGUGGAUGCUGUAUGCGACAUGUACUUGCCACAAGAACAAUGCGCUGAAGCAUCUGUGCAGACAAGAGUUUCUGGAUUAUGACCGGAAUCGGAUAGUUUCCAGCAAAUCAAGCAUGGAUUCUGUGAAGGUAUGAUGCUGCUAGG
Messenger RNA from Aspergillus homomorphus CBS 101889, 2322 nucleotides. Its product is annotated as putative C6 finger domain protein. The transcript is spliced from 7 exons. Gene Ontology annotation, biological process: regulation of DNA-templated transcription. Bases 52 to 2160 code for a protein of 702 amino acids. Lineage: Eukaryota; Fungi; Ascomycota; Eurotiomycetes; Eurotiales; Aspergillaceae. The record is from RefSeq and is a predicted model, not a curated record. Gene Ontology annotation, molecular function: DNA-binding transcription factor activity, RNA polymerase II-specific; zinc ion binding.